This is a messenger RNA of Hevea brasiliensis (rubber tree), 5606 nucleotides long. RefSeq lists its product as uncharacterized. Lineage: Eukaryota; Viridiplantae; Streptophyta; Magnoliopsida; Malpighiales; Euphorbiaceae. The record is from RefSeq and is a predicted model, not a curated record. Bases 534 to 4973 code for a protein of 1479 amino acids. Gene Ontology annotation, biological process: negative regulation of DNA-templated transcription. Gene Ontology annotation, molecular function: transcription corepressor activity. The transcript is spliced from 8 exons.
AUCAUAGAGGUAAUACAUUGAUCUGCCGCAGCAGGAUUUGGAGGGAAAACUGGAAAACUAAUUACAUGAAAAGAGAAAACGUAAAUAAGAAAAAAUUAAGGGGAAAAAGAAAUAAUAGCAACAGAGGCCGCGCCUAUGGCUUAUUGGCUGUCCUGUUUAUAUUGGGCCAUUACAAUGUAAACAUAAAAAUCUCUCUUUCUGUCUAUCUCUCUCUUUCUCUUCCUUUCUCUCGCUUUCUUCGCCGGAAAGUUGCGUCAUCAAUCGGUCAUGCAAGCCGUCUGAUUGCUGCUAACGGAACGCGGCGAGGUAUUAUUCUUUGCUCGAUUUACAGUUUAGUCGCGUUUCGGUUUUUGUGGAGGGGUUGCGUUUUUGGUAGUCGCUGGGUCAGAUCUGGCUGUUUUUGCUCUUGUAUUUUGAUCUGAGAGAGAUUUAGGGUUUUUAAAUUUGUUUCUUUGAAAUCAAUUGCUCAAAUUGGGAUGGUUUUAAAUCGAAUUUUAAAACUAUAGGGGUUUUGGUUGUUUUUGGCUGUGUUUAUGGAAGAGGGAAGAAGAUCUGGUGACCUGUCAGGGAUUAUGGUGAAGAAUAGGAGCUCUUCGGGCUGUUUGAUUGUGAGAAAAAAGGGUAAUGAUGGUGUGGGAGGAGUGGGUUCUUCUGGUUCACGUAAGGUGUUUGGGUCCAAGAAAGACAAGAAGAGGGCUAGGAUGGAUAUGAGCGAUUCAGGGUCUAGUGAUGAGCUGUUAAUGCCAUCUCGAAGAAGGGUAGGCGCUGAAACUUUACGGGUUUGUAAUGGUUUGAGUCUUUAUGAUGAGGGUAUUGUAGAAGAGAAUGAUAUUAGCAGGAAGAGGAGUAGGGGAGAAAAUGUUAGGAGUAAUGAUGUUGACGUGAUCGGUAGGAAUGGGGAUUUCAGUGAAAGGAAGAGGAAUAGGUUAGAUGUGUUUGAAUUUGACGAAUAUGAUGUGAAUGACGGAGAAAUGAUGAGGAGGAAUCGCGUUGAUGAAGGUGGGAUGGAAGGAAGGAGGUUUUUUGGGUCAGUGAUGGCGGGGAGAAGUGGCAUUGAAAGGGAAUACGAGACAGGAUCCAGUAGACAUCCUGGUGUUGAUAGAAGAAAGAGUUCAUAUUUUGAGAGAACAAGUGGGCUACAUCGGGCGAAUCAUGGUGACAGAGAUGGGGCUCAUCCACCUAUGUCAUUUUAUAGCGAUAAAUAUGAUUCAGAUGAACCCAUUAGGGUUCAGGGGAAAAAUGGUGUUUUAAAGGUAAUGGUGAACAAGAAGAAGGUGAAUGGGUCUUUGAAAAGUUAUGACCUCUUGGAAGCAGAGGAGAAAAGAAAGGGUGUGAGGAUGAAAGAUACUGUCAAGAGGAAUGUUCUAAUCGGUCCCUCUAUUUACCCUGAGUCUAAAAGUGCUGAGAAAGCGAGUUCAUUUGUUGGGACACUGAAAAAGCCAAUGAACACGCUGAGAUCAUCGUCAGCUAAGAACUCAUCCGCCAGGAAUGGUAAUGUAAGAGAUCACAAUUCUGAAGAUAGUGGUACAUCUUUAAAAUUGGGAUCGAAGAAUAUGGAGGCUCGUAAUUCUUUGAAAACGCCAUUGCCAGCUAAGAAUCCUAAGGGCCAUGAGGUAGAUUCAGAGGACAGUGAUACAUCAUUGAAUCCGGGGCUAAAGAAUGCGAAAGCUCCUAAAUCUAUGAUAGGGGCAAGCAGUGAUGGUGAAAUAAGUCCAUGCAAUCAGCUUCCAUCUGCUAGAAUUAAAGAAGGGAAGGUUAAGCGUGGUACUGGAACAGAAAAGCAAAAGUUGCGUGAACAUAUAAGGGGGAUGCUUCUGAAUGCAGGCUGGACAAUAGACUAUAGACCAAGAAGGAACAGAGACUACCUAGAUGCGGUUUACAUAAACCCAACGGGAACAGCUUAUUGGUCCAUCAUCAAGGCAUAUGAUGCACUUCUAAAGCAAUUAAAUGACGAGGAAGAGGAAGCAAAAUCUAAGGCUGAUGGUUCUCCAUUUACGCCACUAUCAGAUGAGGUGCUCAGCCAACUUACAAGGAAGACUCGGAAGAAGAUGGAGAAAGAAAUGAAAAGGAAGCAAAGAGGUGAAAGUGAGAAUGCACGAGAAACUGCAGCAAGAAAGUCUUCAAGUUCCAGGCAUGAUGAGGAAAGCAUGGACAGUGGAAGCCAUGAAGAGAAACUGAGCUCCUUCAUUAAACAGGGUGGUAAGUCAUUGAAGAGUAGAACAAACGGUAACAGUUAUCUCAAUGUAAACACAAAAGGUCAAAGUUCUACUCGUCAACUGCAUAAUGGCAUGGAGAAAAUACCCUCUGGAUCCAAUUCUCAUCAAGGAAGAAAAAGUAGAAAACUUGGCAGAUGUACUUUGUUGGUACGGAAUUCUAAUGAAGGGCUAAACUCAGAGAGUGAUGGCUUUGUUCCAUAUGCUGGCAAACGGACACUGCUUUCCUGGCUGAUUGAUUGUGGAACUGUUCAGUUGAGCCAAAAGGUGCGGUACAUGAAUCGCCGCCGAACAAAAGUAAUACUGGAGGGCUGGGUAACGAGAGAUGGUAUUCAUUGUGGUUGUUGUAGCAAAAUCCUCACAGUUUCAAAGUUUGAGAUCCAUGCAGGGAGCAAACUACGCCAAACAUUUCAAAAUAUAUAUCUUGAUUCUGGGGUUUCCCUUAUGGAGUGCCAGAUUGAUGCAUGGAAUAGACAGGAGUUGGUUAAGCACAUUGGUUUUCAUUCUGUAGAUGUUGAUGGUGAUGAUCCAAAUGAUGAUACGUGUGGCCUUUGUGGAGAUGGUGGGGAUUUGAUAUGUUGUGAUGGUUGUCCAUCAACAUUUCAUCAGAGCUGCCUUGGUAUACUGAUGUUGCCCCCAGGUGACUGGCAUUGUCCAAAUUGUACAUGCAAAUUUUGUGGGGUAGCCGGUGAAAAUAUUUCUCAGGGAGAUGAUGCAACUGGUUGUGAACUUCCUACUUGCAGCAUGUGUGCAAAGAAAUAUCACAAAUCAUGCAUACUGGAGAUGGAUGCUCUUUCUAUCGAUACCAAUAGUUCAUUUUGUUGUUUUUGUGGGAAGACAUGUAGACAGCUUUUUGAGCAAUUGCAGAAGUAUCUUGGGGUCAAAAAUGAGCUUGAAGCAGGAUUUUCAUGGUCUCUCAUACAUAGAACAGAUGUAGACUUGGAUACAUCUCUCCAGGGACUUCCUCAAAGAGUAGAAUGCAAUUCAAAGUUGGCUGUUGCUUUGUCUGUUAUGGAUGAAUGCUUUUUGCCUAUUGUUGACAGGAGGAGUGGGAUCAACUUAAUCAAGAAUGUUCUUUAUAACUGUGGAUCAAACUUUAACCGGCUGAAUUAUAGUGGUUUUUAUGCUGCUAUUCUGGAGAGGGGUGAUGAAAUAAUUUCUGCUGCAUCCAUCAGGUUUCAUGGAACUCAGUUGGCAGAGAUGCCAUUCAUUGGAACACGCCAUGCAUACAGGCGUCAAGGGAUGUGCCGUCGGCUUUUUUGUGCCAUUGAAUCAGCACUCUGCUCCCUGAAGGUUCAGAAACUGAUUAUCCCUGCAAUUUCUGAACUUACUCAUACAUGGACAGGGGUUUUUGGUUUCACCACUCUUGAUGAAUCACUCAAGCAAGAAUUGAAGUCUAUGAAUAUGUUGGUGUUCCCUGGUAUAGACAUGUUGCAGAAGCAGCUAUUGGAUCAAGAAAAUAUUGAUGGAAACACGACUACAGGCUCAGGUGCGAAAGGGAUGGAAUUUAAAGAUGGUCAAAGUAUCACACCUGAAGUGGCAGUUAAAUCUGACAUUGAUUCUUCAGCCAUGCAUGAUGAUCUUAAUGAGUGUGAUAAUGGUGGUUUGGAAUGUGCCAGUGGGACAAAUGAUGAAGUGGCUGCCACAAAUUCUGGUUCACAAUGUAUGGGCAUUCCAAUAAAUGAUGUUUCAAUGAUUAGUAGUUCUUUAGAUGCAUCUCUUGAACCUAAAAAUUCUUUACCGCUUAAGGAGACUGCAAAUGCGGAUUCUGGUGCAGGAGAUAAGUUAGAUGAAGCUGCUUUGGAGAAGAAAAGUGAAUGCAUGUCUGACACAAGUCAUUAUGAUCUGGACAAGAUGGACAAUAUAGAGGGUUCAAAUUCUCCUGCUGGAGAUAAUACUCAGUCUUGUAUUGAGGGUGAUGUGUCUCCUACAAAUUCUGAUUCCCGAUGUCUGGGUUUUGCCUUAGAUGAUACUUCUGUGAUGAGCAGUUCUUUAGUUGCUUCUAAUGAACUUAAAAGUUUAGUUUCAUUUGAGAGGAAUACAUGUGCUGAUUCAGAAUCAGGGGACAAAUUGGCUGAGUUGACUUCUGACAGAAAAUGUCUCAUCAUCUCUGAUAUGAGUGAUGAUAGACAGGAGGAAAAUAAACCAGAAGUGGCUGCUCUUGUCAAAGAUAAUGUUCAGUGUUGUGAAGAGGGCGAUGUUGGUGAUGCCUAUGCGUUAAAUCUAAUUGAAUCUUCUUCUGAUGAACAUAAAAUCUCAAUCUCCACAGAAGAGACUAAAUCUGUUGUUUGUCAAUUGAAGAACGAGUUUUCUGAACUGGCUUCCAAUGGGAAACACCAUUUUGACUCCGGUGCAAAUCAUAGUGCAGUAGAGAUGGAAACUAAGCCUGUAGCGGAUUCUCCCAUUGACGAUAGAUCCCUGUCUAGCACAGAGGAUGUACACACAGUAAAUGAAAAUGCUGAUGUGGCUUGUAUUGAAGCUGUCCCUCCCAUGACAGAGAGAACUGUUGAUAACUCCAGUGAGAAGGUUGACAAAGGUCCAGUCUUGUCUGUUUCCACGUCCAGUGGCACUGAUGGGUAUUCCGUGCAAGUUAAAUUUGAGCCAAAGGAUGAAGUAGCCUUUGAGGGGGGAAGCAAAUUAGAUGUGGCUUCAGAAGCUGUUUCUGAAGCAAAACAUUGUGAAGUAAGUGCUCCACAUACUCGUGCAGAUGAUUUCAGGACUGAUGUGAGUGAAGGGAAAACUGAAUCAUGCUCUGUUUGAUACAUUGAGAGCAUUCCUCUUCAAUGUUCUCUUUAACACUUGUAUGGUUAUUAAUGUGGAAUGCAGCGACUGUAACAUGAGAGUUAGGCCAUUUGUGCUGUUGUCUGACGCUCUGACUUUGAUGUUAGAAAGAAAUUAUAGGUUUCUGAUGAAAAGUAGUUAGUCCUGCCGAGUGAGAUUUUAAAAUUUCUGGUUUUAACUCUCGAGCAAAAUUAACUCAGCACUGGGAACUUCAAAUUGGGCUCUUGGUAGAAGUAAUUGGUGCCGUAUGAGGUAAUUGGUGCCGUAUGAGCUUUGAGGUCAGAGGAGAAGUUGCUGCUGUGGAAACACAUGUUCUGGAGGUUGAUGGGCAGAUGCUUUGAAUAUUGCUGGUUAAUUUUCUCAUGCCUUACAGCAUGUUCAUAUCUGAAUCUGCCAAGUUCCACAUUCAUAGUCUCUCUGGAAGUCUUGUAUUAAUUCAUUUUUAUGUAGCAACACCCUUUAUAUACUACAUCUAUGUUAACUUGUCAGAAUGACAUAGGUGGUUGCAGACAGAUUUUGAAUAACAUUGUUCUUGUAAUUAUAACCUUUGUUCCAUAUGCCAGCAUUUGUUCAUAUGAUUUAUGUCAGCUGCAAGUUCUAUGCUUAUCUCAA